UAAAGCAGCCACAUGCAGUCGGGCAGCGGCCACAAUCACGGCUGGCGGCGGCGGAGGAGGGCGAGCCGGCUGCUGGCUGGCCCGGGCAAUCAGUGCGGAGCCUCGCCCGCCCACCCCCGCGCCGCGUCCCGGCCCGGCCCCCCGCCAGGGGAGCGGGGGGCUUAGCGGCGGGCGAAGAUGGCUGGGGCUAUCAUCGAGAACAUGAGCACCAAAAAGCUGUGCAUCGUCGGGGGGAUCCUGCUGGUUUUUCAAGUCAUCGCCUUCCUGGUGGGAGGUCUGAUCGCUCCCAGCCCCACUACAGCUGUUCCUUACACAUCCAUGAAGUGCAUUGAUGUAAGAAAAAACCACCACAAAACCAAGUGGCUGGUGCCCUGGGGAGCCAACUACUGUGAGAAGCUCAAAGACUUUGAUGAGGCAAUGAGCAGGCAGAUCGAGGCCAAUGAUAUCGUGUUUGCAGUGCACGUUCCCCACCCUGGCAAGGAGAUGAGCCCCUGGUUCCAGUUCAUGCUUUUCAUCAUGCAGCUGGACAUUGCCUUCAAGAUGGACAACGACCUAAAAGAAAACGCAGAAAUUACGCUGGAUGUGUCGUUGGCGUAUCGUGAUGACGAGCUGGAUGAGUGGGAAGAGAUAGCACGUGCAAUAGAGAUCAGGAAGCUGAAAUGCACCUUUGGCUCACCAAAAACCCUGGAGUCAGAAGGCCGCCACUACGACUGCGACUUCCUUCCCUUCAUGGAGAUUGGCAGUGUGGCUCACAAGUACUACCUCAUCAACAUCCGCCUGCCCGUCAACGAGAGGAAGGGCAUUAACGUGGGCAUCGGGGAGAUCAAGGAUAUCCGCCUUGUGGGCAUCCAUCAAAACGGAGGCUUUACAAAAGUGUGGUUUGCCAUGAAGACCUUCCUCACCCCCAGCAUUCUAAUUAUCAUGGUCUGGUACUGGAGACGGAUCAUGCUGAUGACACGCGCUCCUGUCCUACUGGAGAAGGUCAUCUUUGCUCUGGGAAUUUCCAUGACGUUCAUUAACAUCCCAGUGGAGUGGUUUUCCAUCGGGUUUGACUGGACCUGGAUGUUGCUCUUUGGAGACAUUCGACAAGGCAUUUUCUAUGCCAUGCUUCUGUCGUUUUGGAUCAUCUUCUGUGGAGAGCACAUGAUGGACCAGAACGAGCGGAAUCGUCUCUCGGGGUACUGGAAGCAGGUUGGACCCAUAGCUGUUGGCUCCUUCUGCCUCUUUGUCUUCGACAUGUGUGAGAGGGGAGUGCAGCUGAAGAACCCCUUCUACAGCAUCUGGACCACUGAAGUUGGCACAGAGCUGGCCAUGGCCUUCAUUAUAGUUGCAGGAAUCUGCUUGUGCCUCUAUUUUCUCUUCCUGUGUUUUAUGGUCUUCCAAGUGUUCAGAAACAUCAGCGGGAAGCGCUCCAGCCUCCCAGCCAUGAGCAAGGCUCGGCGCCUGCAUUACAAGGGGCUGAUUUUUAGGUUCAAGUUCCUGAUGCUCAUUACCCUGGCUUGUGCAGCCAUGACAGUCAUCUUCUUCAUCGUGAGCCAGGUGACUGAAGGCCACUGGAAGUGGGGAGACAUCACGAUCCAGUUGAACAGCGCCUUCUUCACCGGCAUCUACGGCAUGUGGAACCUCUACGUCUUCGCCCUGAUGUUCCUGUAUGCACCAUCCCACAAGAACUACGGUGAUGAGCAGUCCACCAGUGACCUGGGAGCAAACAGUGGGGAAGAGCUUCAGCUCACCACCACCAUCACCCACGUGGAUGGACCCACAGAGGUGUAUAAACUGUCUCGCAAGGAGGCUCAGGAGUGACACUGAGAGGUGGCCUCAGCUGGGACCCAGAGCGUGGGGAGUGCAGAGGACAACACAAGGGCAAGAGCUCUCUGACCUGCCUCGCUUCUCCAGGACCCUGUACCCAGCGUGGUCUCACAGAGCAGUGGCACCGAGCAGAACAUUUGUAAACUCUUUAAUAUGGUGUAGUUCUUUCUGGGGGGAGGGAUCUGUAUAUUGUGUUACACUCCAGCAUGUAAAAACCUGCUAGAAAGCAUUAAGGUUGCAAAGUCGGGCGCUCAGGCGUUGGGAAGGGGCAGCACUGGCGUUGGGCUGCUGUGUUCUGGCUGACAUAUGCUUGUGCGUGAAGGUGGUGGGAGCUCAGUCAGGGAGCACGUGUUCUGUGCCACCAGUUUGAUUCUUGUGUGUAACUUCAAACACAGUGUUUGGUAGAGGGGGGAGCUAAAGCCUCAUUGCAAAAAAACCCAUUGAAUUCUACCAUCUGUAAUUGCUUGAGGUCUUCAGUACAGCCCUGAAACUCCACAGCAAACCUCUGACCCUUGAACAAACCCGUUGGGGAAGGGAGCAGACUCCAAGCAGCAACACACUUUCUCAGUAGGUUUUGCGGGUGUUCAAGGACAGAGGAGUGUAAACCUGGAUGCCUGAGCUGGGUCUCAGUGCAAAGGAGGACUCCCUUCCUAUUUCCCAGAGCCAGCUCUCGUAUUCUCGGCCCCUUUGGCUUCCCUUGCUUUUUGUUGUCUUCGUCCACUGUACCUUUUUGUUACAGCUCAUUAGUUUCUCUGCUCCUUAUGUGCCAUGGGGAGGAGAGAAGGGCCACAGAAGGGAUGGUGUGUUCUUGGCUCCUAUGCCUUUGAGCUGGGCAGAGGACCUCAGGCAGUCCCACUCCUCCUUGCACUGCCAGGCUGGAGCACACUCGGCAGAGCUGAAUCCUUCCAGGGCUUCUUAGACUUGAAAACAAUCUGCUUGUCAUGCACUAAGGUGGGGGUUUGCUUUGAGGCUGAGGUCUCUCUGCCCCAUGCUGUGCCCAGGGUGUCUACCUGUGAGGCUGCUUGGCAGUAUGAGGGGAAGGGAAACUGCUCUGGGGUGGAGGCAUCAACUGGGCUGAGCUGGAGACCGGCUGGGAGAAGGGUUAAUGGUGUGGCCAAAAGGAUCUGUGUUGCUCAGGGCCCACCUUCUUCCAUGGCCUAGAGGAUCCAGGGGACCUCACCUGGCACUACUAAAUGUUUGUAUUAGCUGCUAGUAACACGUAACUUGACCUCCCCAGCUCAGUUUUGUUCCUAAAAGAUAAGAAAUCUGCUGCUGCUGUCUGGUCAGAUUGAGAGAGAGGAGAAGCCUCUAAAGUGGCUGAUGGGUGACCAUCGAGGGUACCAGUAGAAACACGGCACUGGAAAAGGUGACAGGUUGGAUCUUUAAAGCUCAGUGAUUCCCACCCCAGGAGGCAGCUCCUGCUCAGUGAUGCCCAUCCCUGGCUGCCCACACAGCUGCCCCGCUGUUGGCAUGGGCUGCAGCACCGAGGGGUGGCUGCUCAGUCCAGCUCUGCCCAUCCCUGUCACUGUUUCAAGCACGUUUGUAAGUUUGAUGGGUUUCUUUCUGUAAAGCAGGAUGGCAGUGCCCAUGUACUGAAAGGAAAUGUGGUUUAAAAGGGGAAAAAAGUAGAAAAAGGAGGGGUCACAGUGCAUGUGGAAUAAGUGCAGGGCCCACACCUUCAACACAGCCAGCAGCUGGGACUUGUGAGGAGCUUACAUAAGGAAAGCAAGUGCUGCUGGGUCCAAGCAAUGGUCCUGCUGCUGUGGUUCAGCGGCAGUGUGAGUUGAAUUGGUGCCCGUGGCCGUGUGCCUGGCUGAGCUCUCCCCUUUGCAGCUUUAACAGCCUCUUUCUCUUGGGUUCUUACAUGGUAUUUAUGUUGUUCUGAUAGACGUGUCCGUGGUUUCUCUUACGGCUUAGGGUAGCGUUGCGUUGUGUAAAGGCUCCUCACAGACGGGCAGCUGCAGCUUUAAAACCAAAUCUCGUGUCCAACACUAACAGUGUGUUCAUGGGGCGUGUGGAUGUGUGUGUGGGAGGUUUUUUAUUUCUUGAUUCCUCAGCCCUACUUACGUGUCUCAGAAGUAGUCCCUGGGUCUUAUUAAAGCAUAUCCUUUUUUGUUUAGGUUGAGUCUGGUUUUUACAGAGUGCUUUAGGCCACCUGGAAAACGAGUAGUUUUGUUAAUUUAAAUAAAAUAUACAGUAUUGUGGA
This is a messenger RNA of Colius striatus (speckled mousebird), 4015 nucleotides long. It is a transcript of the gene WLS, whose product is annotated as Wnt ligand secretion mediator. Gene Ontology annotation, biological process: intracellular protein transport; Wnt protein secretion; Wnt signaling pathway. The record is from RefSeq and is a predicted model, not a curated record. Bases 178 to 1803 code for a protein of 541 amino acids. Gene Ontology annotation, cellular component: organelle membrane; endomembrane system. The transcript is spliced from 12 exons. Gene Ontology annotation, molecular function: Wnt-protein binding. Lineage: Eukaryota; Metazoa; Chordata; Aves; Coliiformes; Coliidae.